Messenger RNA from Humulus lupulus (European hop), 695 nucleotides. RefSeq names its product small ribosomal subunit protein eS19x. The record is from RefSeq and is a predicted model, not a curated record. NCBI's taxonomy places the organism in Eukaryota, Viridiplantae, Streptophyta, Magnoliopsida, Rosales, Cannabaceae. Gene Ontology annotation, cellular component: cytosolic small ribosomal subunit; ribosome. The coding region runs from base 93 to 524 and encodes 143 amino acids. The transcript is spliced from 4 exons. Gene Ontology annotation, biological process: translation; ribosomal small subunit assembly. Gene Ontology annotation, molecular function: structural constituent of ribosome; RNA binding.
GCUACAAGCGCAUCACUGAUCUCGGAUCAGCCUCCUUGCUCUCCCACCCAACCCUCCUUGCUCUCCCACCCAACCCUCCUUGAGCCCGUGCUAUGGCGACUGCUAAGACUGUUAAGGAUGUAAGUCCGCACGAGUUCGUUAAAGCCUACGCCGCGCAUUUAAAGCGUUCCGGCAAGGUCGAGCUUCCGGAGUACACGGAUCUGGUGAAGACUGCAAGAUUCAAGGAGUUGGCUCCAUACGACCCCGAUUGGUACUAUGUCCGAGCUGCCUCUGUAGCUCGGAAGAUCUACUUGAGAGGGGGCCUUGGUGUUGGUGCCUUCCGUAGGAUCUAUGGUGGCAGCAAGAGGAAUGGAAGUCGUCCCCCACAUUUCUGCAGAAGCAGUGGGGCCAUUCUUCGGCACAUACUCCAACAGCUUCAAAACAUGAACAUCGUGGAUGUUGACCCCAAGGGAGGAAGGAAAAUUACUUCCAACGGUCAACGGGACCUCGACCAAGUUGCUGGAAGGAUUGUGGUUUCUCCAUGAACUGUGGACUUUUGAGAAUUGCGGGAAGACUACCAUGUCUGUUGACUUUUGAGAAUUGCGAGAAUUACUAUUUUGAUAUUGUUUCAUAUAUUUACUGUGGUUACCUGUCCUUUUUUGGUAACUAAUAAUUUGAAUGAGAACAAUUUAGUAAGUCACCAGUUUGGUAACUCA